AACGAAGGUAUCACGCGCUGGGAAGGAGCUUGAUUUAUUCCCAAGACCCAGGCUCCUCACCGCGAUAGCCCGUUCGCGGAGCUCUCUAUGUUACGAAGGUGUCACGCGCUAGGAUGGAGCUUGCCCAAGACCUACAACGAUAUAACCCAAAUAGGAAUGUAUAAAUUAACAAAGAUGUUACCAUUAAAUGUUAACCAACUUGUAAUACUACUAAUUCGUUUCCGAUUGUUACAAGCUCCAUCUCAGCGCGCCACAUCCAGUAUCGUUGUGCGGAGUUAGUUGUGCCGGUACCCGAUAUCCAUUGCGCAAUGGAUUCUGCGCUCGCGUGUCUAAGUUAGAGACAAGACACUAGUUUGACCAGCUGAAAAGACUAACGAUGUUGUUGUCGAGAAUAGUUCAAAACCACAGUUUGGCCAACCGAUUACGAACUUCUGUGUUGGUUUGCAGACCAAAGAUUAAACGUGAAAUUUUCUCGAUGUCAUGUUUAGGAAACCAGACCCAAAGAUGCCACGCGCGUUUGCUGUUCAACAGUUUACUACAGUUGGGUGCAAAAUGUGACUUUCUUCCCAAGACCUCGCCAAGGACGAUCAUAUCGAGGCAUAAGUCUUAUAAAACAAAACCAAAGACCACGUUACCCUUCGAAGUCGAUUCCAAUGUGUCGAAAGAUGUGUUAGUGUAUUCAUUCAGUGGGAGUCGCUUCUACAAGUUGAUCACAUUGUUUGGGGCUUCCCAGUUUAUAUUUUGGAUGUAUUUGUCAAUAUUUUCAUUCAGCAAUUUGAAAGACAUUUCACAAGAGGACGAGGACAAACAGUUAGGCAUUAAAAGAGAUGAUAGUCUGGUUUUUAAGGUACUGAUGCCGGUGAAAGGCUAUUACAAAACAGGACUUGGCUUUCUCUUCCUGAGCGUAGGUUCAAUGGUGCUGUUCAUCUGUUGGAUCUACCCACAACGUGCUGUGAACCAACUCUGGCUGUUGAAGGGAGGCAAGGGGGUACAGAUAUCCACCUACACUUGGUUUGGAAACACACGCUCCUUCUCAUCGCCACUCAACCAUCUCUCCUGCCUGCAGUCACGCACAAGCUCUUCAUCACAGAUUUCAAUGAAAGUCAAACACCAUUGGUUCCAUUUUCUCUUGGACAAAAAAGGAAUCUUUCACAACACAGAGCUUUUUGAUCAUGCUGUUGGACUUCAGAGGAAUCUAAAGAAAUAAUUCAUGAACUAUUAGUUGGUUUCUUUCAUAGUGUACAGAGUACAUGUGUUAUAAAUAUAUCGUGUGUGCAGUGUGU
Molecule: messenger RNA, 1283 nt
Organism: Haliotis rufescens (red abalone)
Lineage: Eukaryota; Metazoa; Mollusca; Gastropoda; Lepetellida; Haliotidae
Product: transmembrane protein 223-like
Exons: 3
Coding region: 377-1207 (276 amino acids)
Biological process (GO): nervous system development
Cellular component (GO): mitochondrion
Source: RefSeq, a predicted model, not a curated record